Molecule: messenger RNA, 1981 nt
Organism: Brachypodium distachyon (stiff brome)
Lineage: Eukaryota; Viridiplantae; Streptophyta; Magnoliopsida; Poales; Poaceae
Product: probable polygalacturonase
Exons: 5
Coding region: 443-1789 (448 amino acids)
Biological process (GO): carbohydrate metabolic process
Molecular function (GO): polygalacturonase activity
Source: RefSeq, a predicted model, not a curated record
CCCAGACGCCCAGUGCACAUGCGGUCGCCAGCGAUCUGCCCCCACCGGACCUCCCAUCUGCGCUCGCUGCGAGCCUGCGAGCACGCACAAAAGGAGAAGCCAAAAGCGCCUCCCCGGACCGAACGAACGCCCGCAAAGCAAAAUCCCCCGGCCCCGUUGUAUUCUUCUCCCUGGCUGCUUGGCCUCCCCACCGCCCACCGAUAACCGGCUUCGCGAGCGAGUAGCAGCGGUAGAUCGGUUAUUACCUACCCACGUAAAUCCACCCGCAAAACAGCUCGCCGCAACUUUUUGGCUGGAUUUGGUUCAUUCCUUCCUUCGUUGCCAUCCACUCCUUGCGGCACCGGUGUGCGCGCUCCUGAGUGUUCUCGCUUUUGCUGAGACAGGCGCGCGGCCCCGGCGAGGGUUCUUGAAUCUUCUGAAAGGAGGAGGGAGGGAAGGGAAGAUGGCAUAUAUGGCGGGGAGGUGGCGGUGCCUGCUGGCCGUGGCCGUCGCCGCGGUGCUGUCGGCGGCGGGCGGUGCCGGGGCGCAGGAGACGUGCUCGGGGGCGGUGCCUGCCCCGCCCAAGCGCGGGGAGUGGGUGUCCGUGGCCAGCUUCGGCGGCGCGGGCGACGGCCGGACGCUCAACACGGCGGCGUUCGCGGCCGCCGUCGCGAGCAUCGAGCGCCGCCGCGCGCCCGGUGGGGGGUUGCUGUACGUGCCGCCCGGGGUGUGGCUCACGGGCCCCUUCAACCUCACCUCGCACAUGACGCUCUUCCUCUCCCGCGGCGCCGUCAUCCGCGCCACACAGGACACGUCGAGCUGGCCGCUGAUCGAUCCGCUGCCGUCAUAUGGGAGAGGGCGUGAGAUGCCCGGCAAGAGAUAUAAAAGUUUGAUCCAUGGCAAUGGACUUCAGGAUGUUUUCAUCACAGGUGCGAAUGGCACUAUCGAUGGACAAGGUAGUGUGUGGUGGGACAUGUGGAAGAAAGGCACAUUGCCCUUCACAAGACCCCAUCUACUUGAGCUGAUGGACUCAUCUGAUGUUAUUGUCUCCAAUUUGGUAUUCCGGGAUUCACCAUUUUGGAACAUCCAUCCAGUUUACUGCAGCAAUGUGGUGAUCAGAAAUUUGACUAUAUUGGCUCCCCAUGACUCGCCCAACACUGAUGGAAUUGAUCCAGAUUCAAGCAGCAAUGUCUGCAUUGAGGAUUGCUACAUAUCGACGGGAGAUGACCUGGUCGCCAUCAAGAGUGGCUGGGACGAAUAUGGCAUAGCCUAUGGUCGCCCCAGCUCGGACAUCACUGUCCGGCGGAUAACAGGGUCCUCCCCUUUUGCCGGCUUUGCUGUCGGGAGCGAGACCUCAGGCGGCGUGGAGAACGUCCUCGCAGAGCACCUAAAUUUUUUCAGUUCAGGGUUUGGGGUCCACAUCAAGACCAACUCCGGCAGGGGAGGGUUCAUCCGGAACGUCACAGUUUCGGACGUGACCUUGGACAAUGUUCGUUAUGGUCUGAGGAUUGCUGGUGAUGUCGGUGACCAUCCCGACGAGCACUACAACCACAAUGCGCUCCCCAAGGUGGACAGCCUGACAAUAAAGAAUGUUCAGGGCCAGAACAUCAAGGAGGCUGGGUCGAUCAAGGGCAUUGCGAGCUCGGCGUUCUCCCGGAUCUGCCUGUCGAACAUUAAGCUCCACGGCAGCGUGCCGGUACGCCCGUGGAAAUGCGAGUCUGUUAGCGGUGGCGCGUUGGACCUGCAACCGUCCCCGUGCACAGAAUUGACUAGCACGUCAGGGACGAGCUUCUGUACGAAUUCGCUCUGAUGCUGAACUAAGUUUUGCAGUCCAACACCAAAAUGUUAUCUCCCCUUUACCAUAUAUUUCUUCAUUCUUUUCUUCAGAAACAAGGAACCUUGUACUUAGGAUCCCCGGAAUCGGUGGUUCAGUAUCUUGUUCACAAAGCUGUUCAGUUAUUCUGUCUCAGGAACUCGCGUUUAGCUAUUCUACAUUUUAACA